Messenger RNA from Perca flavescens (yellow perch), 1492 nucleotides. RefSeq names its product glycerol-3-phosphate dehydrogenase [NAD(+)], cytoplasmic. Gene Ontology annotation, biological process: glycerol-3-phosphate catabolic process; carbohydrate metabolic process. Gene Ontology annotation, cellular component: cytosol. Gene Ontology annotation, molecular function: protein homodimerization activity; glycerol-3-phosphate dehydrogenase [NAD(P)+] activity; NAD binding. The coding region runs from base 65 to 1120 and encodes 351 amino acids. The transcript is spliced from 8 exons. Lineage: Eukaryota; Metazoa; Chordata; Actinopteri; Perciformes; Percidae. The record is from RefSeq and is a predicted model, not a curated record.
CACUGUCCCGGUUUCAGUCCGUCUUCGCACCGGCUGCAGCUCCGUCUGGAAGGUCAAACACACCAUGGCAGCGCCGAAGAAAGUCUGUGUGAUCGGCUCUGGUAACUGGGGCUCUGCCAUUGCCAAGAUAGUGGGUGCCAACGCAGCCAAGUAUGACAAGUUUGACACCACAGUGAACAUGUGGGUGUUUGAAGAGACGGUGAACGGCCGUAAACUCACAGAAAUCAUCAACCAGGACCAUGAAAAUGUGAAAUAUCUGCCUGGCCACAAGCUGCCCUCCAAUGUGUUGGCAGUUCCAGACUUGGCUGAGUCUGUGAAAGGAGCCGACAUCCUGAUCUUCGUGGUGCCUCACCAGUUCAUUGUGAGAGUGUGCGACACCAUUAAAGACCACAUCAAGAAGGACGCUAUAGGAAUGUCUCUCAUCAAGGGUGUGGAUGCGGGUCCAGAGGGUCUGAAGCUGAUCUCUGAGGUCAUCCGAGGGAAGUUGGGCAUCACCAUGACGGUCCUCAUGGGAGCAAACAUCGCCAAUGAGGUCGCUGAGGAGAAGUUCUGUGAAACAACCAUCGGGUGCAAAGACAAGGCCUGCGGGCCCAUGCUGAAGGAGCUCAUGCAGACCACCAACUUCCGCGUGGCUGUGGUGGAGGAGUCGGAUGUUGUGGAGAUCUGCGGUGCGCUCAAGAACAUCGUAGCAGUGGGAGCAGGUUUCUGUGAUGGCCUGGGAUUUGGCGACAACACCAAGGCAGCAGUGAUUCGUCUGGGCCUGAUGGAGAUGAUCGCCUUUGCCAGGGUCUUUUGCACAGGCGGCCCAGUCUCCCCCACUACCUUCCUGGAGAGCUGCGGCAUCGCUGACCUCAUCACAACCUGUUACGGUGGACGCAACCGCAAGAUCGGGGAGGCUUUCGCCAAAACAGGCAAAACCAUUGAGCAGUUGGAGAAUGAGCUGCUCAACGGUCAGAAGCUUCAAGGUCCAGCGACUGCAUUCGAGGUCCACCAAGUCUUGAAACAAAAAAACAUGGUGGAAAAGUUUCCUCUUUUCACUGCCGUUCACCAGAUCUGCUUCGAAGGCCACACAGUCACAGAGUUCAUCAAGUGUUUGCAGAACCACCCAGAGCACAUGUGAAGGUUUACAGACUGAUGAAUGGGUGGAAGUUGGGAGAGGACUUUUACACUAGAACUACUGUAUAACCCAGGUGAUUAUAGGUGAAGACUGUGCCUAAUCCUGACUACUGUCAUGUUUGAAUCUCAAACAGAAAUGACAAAAAGAAAUUGAGCAUCGUUGCCAGCUUUACCUGAGCUGCUGUGUUGACCUGCUUCUAUUACAUUACAGAAAACACUAACUUCUUUUUAACUCAUUAGGAACAUACAUGUCGCAAAUUAUUGCGUUAAUCUUCCAAGUCUUAAAAGUUGUAAGAAUUUUUAAUUACUCAGCCUCAAAAAAUACUUGAACUCCGACCUGAAUGUUGUGAAAUAAUACAUAAUUUUGUGGUUAAAA